AUGGAUCCAAGGUCAAGUGACGCGCCGGAGCCUGGCGCUCCUUGGCGGGCGCUCGACUCGCUUUCCGUUUCUGGCGACAAAGCCUGCGCACCGCAGCCUUCGUCACCACAACAGUCGAAUUCUCAACCACCCACUCACUCUGAUCAACUGCAGGAAGUGCUAGGUCUCGCGGAAGACGUUGCGACAGACAAACUGCAUCUCACACCAGAUGAUGAACCCAUCAAAUUCACGAUUUCUCAAGAGUCGUGGUUGAAACUGCAAGAAGACCCCAACUUUGACUUGUGCACAGAACGGAACAUAUUUCGAGUCUUCUUCGACAGCUCGCGCCGACUUGUCACUAUUAUGCCUCCUCCGAGUCAAAGACACCAGUCCUUUAUUCGUUUCCUUACGAAACUAGGGUACAAGACUAUAUUUGAUACAACACCUACUCUCGCGUCUAAGAUCUUGAUCGACACUGGUAUGGUUGUUCAAACAAUCACAGGAGAGUACGAGUCCUCGGAAAAAGUACCCGACUUAGUUGUCAAAUGGAAAAAGGAUAUGUACAACAUCGGAGAUCACACGAUUGUCGAAGUGGGCAAUACCCAACCCCUAAAUGAUCUCCGAUAUCUCGCCCGGUUAUAUUUAAACGGUGAUACGCAUAUUCAACGUGUUAUCCUCAUCGAUAUCACCGAAACACCAAGAUUUCGAUCUCUAAAGUCUAUCGAUACCUCUCAGGAGUUUCGUAGAGACGAGAGAACAGGUGCAAUUUGGUUCGGAAACGUUAAGGUAGUUGGGGAGACGAAAAUUCUGUGGGAGGUGUGGGAAAGAGAUACUGCUGGUGUUCCGCAGCCGACCUUCCAGGAGGUUUUCGCGUUCGGCGAGAUGCCGUCAAGAAGCCUUCCUUUCUUGACAAUCACCAGCGAAGGUGUUUAUGGCGACGCGACGACUUGGAGGGGGGUGGAUACUUCUAUCACGCCACAGAUGAUCAAGAACUUCUGGAUGGAGAAUUGGGCUAAUUCUAGUUAUGAAGACGCUAGGCGACGGAUGUUUCCGCUACUAGAGACCUAUGCUCGACUAACCGCGACGAAUGACUACCGAGUCCGGAGGCGCACCAAGGAACCCACUGGGUCUUACUACGCCGACUUUGACCGCGAGUCUGACCAGUAUCUGCAACGCCAGCAGUUCCACCUUCUGUAA
Molecule: messenger RNA, 1176 nt
Organism: Fonsecaea erecta
Lineage: Eukaryota; Fungi; Ascomycota; Eurotiomycetes; Chaetothyriales; Herpotrichiellaceae
Exons: 3
Coding region: 1-1176 (391 amino acids)
Source: RefSeq, a predicted model, not a curated record